UUUGGGAAACAGUACUGCUUGUGUUCCGUCCGCCGUUAAACAAAACUAUGAAGGGUUCUGCAGUUAUAGCGUCGUGCGUUUUGCUGAGUAUGGUUACCUGGUCGCAGUGUUUGCCGUACGGCGGGUACCAACAGCAGGCCCAGUCAUUCGGCGCCCACAAACGGUCGUACAACAACUACCUCCAUGGGCAACAACAACAUCAGGCAUUGGACCUGUACAGCCAUCACACUUCACAGGCACAGGAGGAACACGAGGACCAUCACGAACCGAUGAACUACUCGUUCCACUACGACGUGCACGACCCACACACCGGUGACGUGAAGAGCCAGCACGAGACGAGGUCCGGCGACGUGGUGAACGGGUUCUACACGCUGGUAGAACCGGACGGUACCAUUCGGACGGUAAAGUACACGGCGGACAAGCAUAACGGAUUCAACGCCGUGGUGGACCGCAAGAAACCGAACUUCGAUGUCGGUUCGUUCAACUACCAGCAUUAACAUCAUCACUACAUUUGGCGACGUCCCAUACAUACCUACACAGACACGGGCACAGUGGCGUGCUCAGCUUUUUUUUUUUAAAGGGGUAGGGAUACGAAUUUUCGAUUAUUUUCACGCCACGUCAUAACGACAAAAAAUAUAUUUUCUUGCAUUGAUUCGCAGGUGCUGUACUUAAUUAUAAUAAUAUACUAUUAAUCGUGUAUAAGGGGAAUUUGUAUAGUAAGUUACUGAUGUAACAUCUCGACGUAAAUCACAGUGGAUUGCGGUAAAUAUGUUCACCUUAAUUUAUCGUGCAUUUUAUUUUCAUCAAUAAGCUUAACUUAUACGAAAAGCUAAAAAUUAAAAUGAAUAGACAAAAAAAAAAAAAAAAAAAUGUAAAUAGUGGAUAUUUCACCACUCUCCCCGUAUACACACCAAUGUGAAGUAUCUAAAAACAAAAUACUGCAUAUUGCUUUGCUUGUUGUAUGAACAACCAUCCGUUACACUAAAACUUACUCUCUCCACCCCCGCUAGUCAUUUACCACGUCGCUCAUACAUUUCAAUACAUUUUAAAUACUUUUAUAGCUUAUAAUAUGGAUAUAUUGUGUAUAAUAAUGUUAUUAAUAUAAUGUAUUUAUGUAAUAUAAAAUCCCUACUUUUUAACAUGAUAUACAAAUUCUAAAUUACGCCGCAUAACAUGAGAACAAAAAUAAAACGAUCGUAAGAAGAUAUUACUUGUGACUAAACCCCUUAAAGUAACGCGAUUAGUUAUAUAUUUCUAACAGCAUCCUCUGUCUUUCAGAUCUUAAUCAUAUUUACAUCACGGUUUGCAUAUUAUUUUUCUCAUGUUAUGUAUAUUCCUAUAUAUUAUAGUUUUUUUUUUUUCAUUGUAAGUAAUAAUAACGUUUUUAUCUACUAAUUCUAAUAACUCAGUUAUUUUUUCGAUUAAAUAAUUUUAUAAAUAAUAUAAAAAUCUUCUCGAGUAUACUACGACCGGUAAACACGUUGAGAAUUCACAAUCCAUAAAGUUUAUAGUUUAUAUUACACUUUUUAUACUGUAUUUUAAUUUUUUAAGUCAAGUCAAAACAUUACACUUAAUUU
Melanaphis sacchari is the source of this 1577-nucleotide messenger RNA. RefSeq lists its product as uncharacterized. Gene Ontology annotation, cellular component: extracellular matrix. Bases 48 to 497 code for a protein of 149 amino acids. The transcript is spliced from 2 exons. NCBI's taxonomy places the organism in Eukaryota, Metazoa, Arthropoda, Insecta, Hemiptera, Aphididae. The record is from RefSeq and is a predicted model, not a curated record.